AUGGAUCCCGCUGUCGGUUCCGAAACCGUGGAGGUGGACAGCCCCGGUAGUCCCAGCCCCAACUCGGACCAGGACCAGGACCGGGACCAGGACGGGGGGCUCUGCCCGGUCCGCCAGCGCUCGGAGCCGCCCGGUCGCCCCAAGUCGGUGCGCCCCAGAGGCAGACCCGCCGCGGCCAACGCCGCCCGGGAGAGGAGCAGAGUGCAGACGCUGCGCAACGCCUUCCUGGAGCUGCAAAGGACGCUGCCCUCCGUGCCGCCCGACACCAAACUCUCCAAACUGGACGUCCUGAUCCUCGCCACCACCUACAUCGCGCACCUGACCCGGACCCUGGAGGAGAGCCUGGAGGAGGGGGGAGAGGAGGGAAGGAGACCCCCGGGGCUGCUGCACUCGCUCAAAGUGGACGGAUAUCUGCACCCGGUCAAAAAGUGGCCAAUGCGAUCUCGUCUGUAUGUUGGUGCAAAUGGACCGUUUCUGAAUUCGGGGCCAACAGACAGUCAGAACCCAGGAGAGACCUCCAAAGCUAAUGCUCCCUGAGCUGUCAGACAC
Molecule: messenger RNA, 549 nt
Organism: Callorhinchus milii (elephant shark)
Lineage: Eukaryota; Metazoa; Chordata; Chondrichthyes; Chimaeriformes; Callorhinchidae
Product: transcription factor 24
Exons: 2
Coding region: 1-537 (178 amino acids)
Biological process (GO): developmental process; regulation of transcription by RNA polymerase II
Molecular function (GO): RNA polymerase II transcription regulatory region sequence-specific DNA binding; protein dimerization activity; DNA-binding transcription factor activity, RNA polymerase II-specific
Source: RefSeq, a predicted model, not a curated record